Messenger RNA from Scylla paramamosain (green mud crab), 4422 nucleotides. Its product is annotated as glutamate receptor ionotropic, delta-2-like. NCBI's taxonomy places the organism in Eukaryota, Metazoa, Arthropoda, Malacostraca, Decapoda, Portunidae. Gene Ontology annotation, molecular function: ligand-gated monoatomic ion channel activity. The transcript is spliced from 11 exons. Gene Ontology annotation, cellular component: membrane. The record is from RefSeq and is a predicted model, not a curated record. Bases 1596 to 3569 code for a protein of 657 amino acids.
CUCCCUUCGAAGAAACAGCAGACUUGAUCCAACUCAGGUGAUACGGUUGACAUCUUAUUGUUCUAUUUGGAAUAGUUAAUUGCCUGAAGUCUAACGUUGACAUCAAUCAAUAUCUUUAUUCCUUGCCAUAUACAAAGAUGUAGUGCCACUCAUUGCUCGUCUGUUUACAGCAAGUUUGAUGUCACUCGGCUGUAGUUGACUUGAGUUCGGUUGUGAGGCUGUGCGACUGUUGUUUUGCUCUUAAUGUAAAUGAGGAAGAAGUUUAUGGUAAUCUUAGGUAAAUAAUUCAAGGGAAAUGAUUGCAAGAUCAUAGAAUAUAUGAAAUAUGGGAGUAACUCUUUCGUUGUCAAGAAUAACGAAAACCUACUCAAACUACAGUAUAGUCUAUUCAGAAUAUGCUUAAGCAGAGAUAUCUUAAAGCUUAUGCAGAAAACUAAAGUUAUAGUUUGGAGAGAUUAUCAAAAAUAAGUAUCAUUCUCGUAACAAAAUUAAAGGCUAUCUGAAAUAAGUUGUAACCAAGGAAGAAAGAGAAAAUUUGCGCUCUAUAUUACAAAGUAAAGAAUCAUCUGACAGACUUAUUUUUCUUAGGAUUCAUAAGAGAGAGAGAGAGAGAGAGAGAGAGAGAGAGAGAGAGAGAGAAAGAGAGACGGGAAAUAAGUGAAGUCCUGCAAUUCCGAUGAGGCGUCCCAUCAAGAGACUUUUGAUGCAAGCCGUCCGUGCGAGGAUGGUGUGGCUGUGGCUGGCGGGUUACUCUGCCCGGGACAUCUCCGUCACUACAGGCACGAGCGUCUCCACUGUGUACCGCUGGUUGAGGAGGUGCCACAAGGCUCUCAAGGGGAUGGGUGGCUUGGCAGUACAAAGCACUGACGCCGGUGACCAAGAGCUCCAGAAUCAUUUGAAACUACAGUUGCAAAUGUAUUGUCUGGCGACUGCUGGCAGACAGUCACUCCACGCACAACAGAGCUUUUUUCAAGAGUCUGUGUUUAGCAAUCUGGCUGGUAUUUCCUAUAUAUACAAUAAUCUUUACAGUGUGGAAAUAUAGCAUAUAAUGUACUGUGCCUAUGUACUGCGUAUAAUUUAUAAUGUGUGCUGUGAUCAUGUGUACUGGACUGGGAGGCUUAGCCUGUGUACUGCACAGCCUAUGUAUUCCAUUGGGGGCUUGCUGCGCCUUUGCCCCUUCCCCCCUCCCCACGGACACCCCCCUUUUUUUUUUUUUUUUUCUAAUUAGUCACUGAGUUAUUCACUGUGAAGCCUUCAAAUAAUUGUGAAUUAGGAACGGAUUAUAGCUAUUUUCUUUUUCUUUUGGUGUAUAUUCACCAUUCUAUUGCUUGGUAUACUGUUGUAAUUGUUUCCAUUUAUCAUAAUAAGCUGACCUGUGCAUCAUCGCCUGUUGUGUGCAUCCAAAUACAUAACUUGCGUUUAAGGUAUUUUGAAAUUUGAUUUUGGGUUAAUCCGUGAAUUCUCAAGACAUUUUUUAAAUAUAGUAAAUAUGCAAAGAAAACAAUGAUUAAUGAAAACAGUAAUUGAUAAUUUUGAGAAUAAAAAGUGAUUUCUUGAAUUUUUUCAAAAGAGAAAACCUUCCAGCACAUGAAGGAAUGCAUUUACUGAAGAACUUCAUGCUUUUACUCCUGAGUCUGCUGGGGAAAGCACCGAUGGGCCAGAUGACACUGAUGACCCAGGUGGGCGCCGCACAGGUGAGCACGCUGGUGACCGGAUUGGUGAAGCAACACUUUUCGAAUUGUCAUCUGGUCCUGCUGACCACCAUGCCUCACUCACCUGUGUUCUCCGCUAUUCGAAAUCAAAUGAACGAGGGGACAGUGGUGGCAACUGAUACAAUGAGAGAGGACAGCUUACAGGAGGUCCUGUCAGGAGAGGUCACAACAGUUUGCCAAGUACUUAUCAUCCACUUCGAUCACACUAACGAGGCUACUAACGAAACUGCAUUGGUCUUCAGGCUAUUGGAACGUGCGGGAUUGUGGAAGAAACCAAAGACUCGAGUGGUUGUGGUCGGAAGCAGGACUUCGGUGAAAGACAUCCUUCUUCAUCACAGUCUCCGAAACACAAUGCGUGGCUUCUACCUUGCCUUUCAUUCUUCAGUCAAUUCCUUUCCUCGACACCUUCGACUGGCAGGACCUUCUGAAGAGCCUAUCAGCGGACGAGUCAGUGUAUUCCGGAGAUGUAUGUAUUGUGAUGGCGGCGAGCCUGCAGUUCGCUUGGUGGGCCGGAUGAACCUUGAGCUGGACCGAGAGAAACUCGGCAUUACUGAUCUCUCCUCAGCCCUUUCAGAACCCUUUAAGGAUCUACGAGGCCAUACCUUUGAAGUGACCACCGUGCCGUACUUCCCUUACGUGGCCUACUCGAGGGGCGCUCCGGAGCAAGGCAGCAAGGUGACGCUGCAAGACUCGCUCAAUGUCAGAAUACUCAGCACCGCCUCCGCUGCUCUUAACUUCACGUAUGAGGUGUGGGAAACUCCAGAUCGCUCUUUUGGGAACCUCAACGCCCAGGGCCAGUACAGUGGUCUAGUUGGCGAACUGCAGCGUGAGGAGUCCGAUUUCUGCCUCUUGCUGACCCCGACCUCUGAUAGACUUGAGGUGAUUGAUUACCUGCGUCUAGAACCGACCGACUACUUGGUGGUUCUGUCUGAGAAGCCCUCCCUACUGUCAGCUGUCAUGUCCUUCACGAGACCGUUCUCUAACGAGCUGUGGGUCGGCUUAGUGGUGGGCCUGAUAGUGUGGAGCGUGACGGCGUGGUUGCUGCAGCUACUCUGGAAAGCAGCAACAGGCGGUCCAGGUGUCAGUUUGGUGAGAACUCUCAUGUACGGCUGGGGUGCUCUUCUGGAGAAGCCGCCAGCGGAUCCUUCAAGGAAUUUUUCAGGCCAGAUGUUAGUGGGUUGGUGGCUGGUGUUUUGCUUCGUCAUUGUCACGGGGUUCAAGUCUUCGCUGAUUGCCCAUCUCACCGUUCAGGCUAAGUCCCAAACUCCAGAGGGGUUUCAGGAUCUUGUGGAAUUCGACAACUGGAGAUGGGGUAUUGAACCCUGGAUGCUGGAUGGACAGCUUCUCAACUACUUUGAGAAGAAUACAGACCAAGUAGUGCAGGAAGUGUAUCAGAGGAUGGAAAAGCUUCCUUUAAAGGAACUACUUCAGAAAGUUCUAGAAGGAAGAUAUUCGAUGGUCAGUGUCAAGAAUUACAUCAUGGUAAUUAUGGCGUCCAGCUACGUGGAUAAGUAUGGCCAGAUGCCCUUUCAUAUGGGCAGGGAGGAGCGGGGCAUCUUGGCCUGCUUCGGGUGGGGCAUCAGGAAAGGAGCUCCUUUUCUGGAAGCGUUCUUAAGUCUCGCGUCUCGCCUUGAGGAUGCAGGGCUAGUAAAGCACUGGACGGAGGUAGUGGUGGCGCAGCGCGUGAAGGAGACCAGGGCGAAGAAUGCUCCUAAGGCAACGAAUGUGUUUGGUUCACUGGAGGACGAGAAGGAGGUAGUUCUCAGUAUGGACCACCUGCAGGGCGCCUUCUACCUGUUGUUUCUCGGUUCAGGCGUGGCGUCUAUCACUUUACUGGCGGAGAUAACUGGGAACUGAAUCACAUGAGUUCACCUAUGACCGGACAGUGCUCAAAUGAACAUGACAGCAAAUAAACUUCAAAGAGAGAGAGAGAGAGAGAGAGAGAGAGAGAGAGAGAGAGAGAGAGAGAGAGAGAGAGAGAGAGAGAGAGAGAGAGAGAGAGAGAGAGAGAGAGAGAGAGAGAGAAGGAAAUGGUCUUUAUUCAUAUUGGGGGAUAAAGUAGCAUUUUUUCCUUAAUUGUGACGUUUAAUUCCACUGGGUAAGCGGAUGACAUCCCAGUUUUAAGAUUUCAUCGAAAAAAACAUUUAAAGCAGGAUGAACAUACUAUUGCUCACACCGUUUUCCACGAUGACUUCUUGGCGGGUAGGUUCAGAAGUUCAAGGCACUAGACCAGCAGGCCAGCAGUUAGACACCCCAUCGGCAACGCAAACAUUCCCUGUAACAACACGGAAACUUAACUCUUAUCGAUGUCAUUAGCAUUGUUUUAAGACUGAACAUCAUGGCACAGGUGGCCUCUCUCUCUAUAAUACACACGCACCCAAAGGUUAGUGAACGAGAGAGUGGUAGAGAACGCCACUUUUUUGGGCACAUUGUUGCAUCAAGUAAAAUUGGGGACGUUCUGAAUCCAGUACCUGAAGAGUCUAGAUUCCGUCAACGCCAUCACCCUGUGGGGUAAUACACACUCAUGAAGGUUCAAGCAUGUAUUACAGAAAUUCCCAGUCACUAAAAGUUUUCUUCCAUUUAGAUCAUCUAGUGGUGCUUCAAUUUCCCUUAUACUAUGAACGCAUGGAUUUUCCAUUAGGCUGAGUUGUCUUCGCGUACUGAAAAUCAUGGAUUAAUUUGCCAUUCAUUUUGCGUGUACCAUCACUAA